UCUCUUGAACGCAAAUUUGUACUGAGAUCUACAAAAUAUAGUGAGCGAUGGGUUGCAGAAAGUAGGUAAAGCCGGUCCUGGCCUCAGAAGGCAGUACAGACGCCGCGCAGGCAUCAUCAACACUCUCCAACCUGUUCAUUCUCCAGCAAUCUUCACAAGACCGUUGUACACAAACUGGAUUAAAGUUAUUUAUAGCAAAGUUGUGUAGCCGCACCGUCAACAGUCCUGCUCCAGUUGGCAUCCAUGAAGGACGCGGUCUCUGGCGCUCUCUCCCGCUACAGGAUGACUAAGAUGGCGCUGCUGAUGUUUGUGUGUGUGGUGACGGCCGGGGCGUCGGCAGGGGGCUCACGCCAACUACCCUGUCCUGCAGUGAGUGGUCCUAAUGAUGAUGAUGGUUCCAGGGCCAUUAUGGUGCUGGGUGGACGGAUGGCACUCAUUAAGUGCGGGUUGAUGCAUCAAGUGACAGUGUGCCUGAACGGAAGGUGGUCGUCGUCAUCUCCCUGUUUCAAGAAGAUCUCGAACCAAGAGAAUGCGGGAAGAAAAUUGAUAAGGAGACCGAAGCGCUCUCCCAACACAGGGAAGUACGAGGCAUUGAGGAAGAGAGUGAAAGUGCAGCGGAAGAUCCGCCAAGGGCUCUUGGCAACAACCAUUGAUCCCAGUACACCGUCUGUAGUGAGAGUUCGCGCGGGAGGCGACGCCUUCCUGCUGUGUCGGGUGCAGAACGUUGGCGCCCACUCCGUCACCUGGUCACGACUCCGCGAUAGAAGAGUUAUUGCCAUCGACACCUCCGUCCUUGUCAGCGACGCGCGAUUGUCUCCAAGUUUCGAGGAGCAGACUGGGACGUGGUUUUUGAGAGUGACGCGAGUUCGGAAGUUCGACGAAGGCAACUACGAGUGCCAGGUGAGCACAAGGCCGCCGCUGAAGAAGGUGGUGACGCUGCAGGUGAUACCCCGUGGUCAGCCCCUCGACGCUGUGGAGGUCCAAGGUAAACUGUCCAUAAAACUCAGCUCAGUCGAUUAAGGCAGCGUCUGGGAUGCUCUCAGACGUAGGUUCGAAUCCUCGACACGUUCCCUUGUGGACUUGUUGAUUG
This is a messenger RNA of Procambarus clarkii (red swamp crayfish), 1090 nucleotides long. RefSeq lists its product as uncharacterized. Gene Ontology annotation, cellular component: neuron projection membrane. Lineage: Eukaryota; Metazoa; Arthropoda; Malacostraca; Decapoda; Cambaridae. Gene Ontology annotation, biological process: synapse organization. The record is from RefSeq and is a predicted model, not a curated record.